AUGACAACCCAACAACCCCCCCGAAGCUUCACAGCCCACCUCCUCUCCUCCUUCACAUCCCCCAUCUCCUCUCUCCCAACGCCCACCCCAGAUCCCAUCUACAAGCCCGCAGAGGUGCCCCUGAUCAAGAAUGCAAAGAGAUUGACUACCACACGGACCAAGCAGCUCAUGCGCGCUGCGGAACGGGCACAUGAUGAUCCGCCACCUCCGCCGGGGCUGGGCGAGUGCUGUGGGAGCUCGUGUGAUCCGUGCGUGACUGAUCUGUGGAGAGAGGAACUGGCAUGUUGGAGGGAGCGUUGGGGGGAAGGGGCUGUGGAGAAGAAGGAGGAGGAGGAGGAGGAUGGGGAUGAUAGUAACAGGGAUGGGAUUGGGGAGAAGGGAAGAGGGAGGUGUAUGCCUGGGAGUUUCGAGUGGUGA
Aspergillus alliaceus is the source of this 417-nucleotide messenger RNA. RefSeq lists its product as uncharacterized. Bases 1 to 417 code for a protein of 138 amino acids. The transcript has a single exon. Lineage: Eukaryota; Fungi; Ascomycota; Eurotiomycetes; Eurotiales; Aspergillaceae. The record is from RefSeq and is a predicted model, not a curated record.